This is a messenger RNA of Cajanus cajan (pigeon pea), 1091 nucleotides long. RefSeq names its product Ribosomal protein L9/RNase H1. The record is from RefSeq and is a predicted model, not a curated record. Gene Ontology annotation, molecular function: structural constituent of ribosome. Gene Ontology annotation, cellular component: ribosome. Gene Ontology annotation, biological process: translation. Lineage: Eukaryota; Viridiplantae; Streptophyta; Magnoliopsida; Fabales; Fabaceae.
CUACCUUUUUAGUUUUGAACCUCAACUCUGCCAUUCUUAAACCCUGUAACCAGGCCCAACUUUAACCCUUUCAGUCUCACCUCAAAAACGGUGCGUUUUGAUUGCAUCCUCGUGUAGGAAGUUUCAGGUUUUGAAGCUCCAUACCCUAAUUCAGUUCUUUGAUUGCGUGAGAAAAGAGGUGACUGUGAAUCCACAUCCAAAUCUGAAUGGGUUAUCUUCAAUUUGGCAGACAUGGUGUUAGGCAGAUCAUUAGAUUUAGAGAUGCCAGUUAUGAUAAUGCUGUGGUAAACCCACUCCUGUAUGCUUCCCAGGGACUUCGUUACAAGAGGAAGCUCCAAGUCAUCCUUACAACUGACAUAGAUAAGCUGGGAAAGGCAGGUGAUACUGUCAAAGUUGCCCCUGGAUAUUUUCGCAACCACCUAAUGCCCAAGCUCCUUGCUUUACCUAACAUUGAUAAGUUUGCCUAUCUCCUCAAUGAGCAGCGCAAGAUCUAUCAACCAACUGAAGAAAUAAAACAAGGUGUGACUCUAGUUAAAGAGUCAAAGGUAGAUAUGAUGAAAGAGUAUGAAAAGGCAGCACUACGUCUGGAUAAAGCUAAGCUGGUCUUGCGGAGGUUAAUUGAUGUUCAAAAAGCAAAGUCGCGUGAAUCAAAAGAUGUGCCCUUGGAGUUACGUUUUCCCGUGACAAAAGAUAUUCUUGUGGCUGAGGUGGCAAGACAACUCUGUGUGAACAUUGCACCCGAUAACAUUCAUCUUCCAUCACCUUUAUCGACACUGGGAGAAUAUGAGGUGCCACUGCGUUUACCAAUGUCCAUCCCGCUGCCAGAGGGCAAGGUUAACUGGAAUUUGAAAGUUAAAAUCAGGAGUAAAUAAAUCACUCGUCUUGUUGAAUUCAAGUUCACCAGCGAUGGGAUUAUUGUUUUAUGCUGAUAAAUCAUUAAUUUGAACCCGGGAAUUAUUAGAUCUUGACAUUGCUUUCAUUUAUAAAAAUAGAAAUGCGACACAUUUAACGAUGUCUUUUCAAUAUUCUGUUAUUAACGAGUGUUAUUGACAUUUUUUUUCAAUGAAGUGUUGUCUAGGUGUCUUAUUUUA